Aspergillus neoniger CBS 115656 is the source of this 588-nucleotide messenger RNA. RefSeq lists its product as uncharacterized. The transcript is spliced from 3 exons. The record is from RefSeq and is a predicted model, not a curated record. Lineage: Eukaryota; Fungi; Ascomycota; Eurotiomycetes; Eurotiales; Aspergillaceae. The coding region runs from base 1 to 588 and encodes 195 amino acids.
AUGAUGCGUUUAUCCUCAAAGCUGGUCGCGGCUACAUCACUAUAUCUGCGGAAGAAGAGUUUGAAGUCCUGCACCUUGCAUUCGAAAUGGACAACGUCUUCGAGCAAUGUGACCACCAAGGGCCAUACCAUGGCGGUCUAUCACCAGCAAUAUUGUCUUGUUCAACGUCUUAACGUUCUGCUGUGCGCAUCCCCUUCGUCAGCCACCGCAUUCGUCCCGGCAACAUGGAUAGAGAGCAACACUGCAUGCGAAUACGGCAGAUCCGUCGCCGAGACCAUCUCGUGUGACUGCAAGUUUGAAGGACUAGCAAUGGCCUGGCUCCCACCUCACGACAGUGAGGAAGAGUUGGCCGAGGAAUCCAAUACCGUAGGCAAACGGCCCAACGAACGGUGUCCGGAGAAGGAGCAGGUCCAGCGGAGCGGCGACUAUCUCAACACUUACCCCCGGGAGGAUCCAUACGCGGUGCAGAUCGCCAUGGACGCCCUCUUCCACCCUGCCCACUGCCCCCUGGUGGCUACCUCCUGGCGCUGCGUCGGUAUUGGUGCGCAAGGGAGACCAGUCGGCAUGUCUGCCCGCGUGCUAUCGUGA